AUGGCUCGCAUGAAUGAGCCGAGUACCGGAGCCAGGAGUGGCGUGCGCCUGCUCUUCCUCGCUCUUCUGCUGACCGGAGGGGUUGUGUACCUGUUCGGGAAGCCGCUGCAGCAAGUGUACUGGGGCGUGAGUGGCAGGAUAUCGCUCAGCUCCCACUCCUCCAGGGCCGCGGGGGCCGCAGGCGAUGGGUCAGGUGUGGGCACCAUAGAUGAGCCCGUCACAAGGGAAGGCGUAGCGGGGAAGGAUGAGCCCCUCGACGACUCCAGCAAACCUCAGGACCAGACCGGGGGCUUGGUUGAGUGGGACGAGUCCCAAGACAGGCCAGCGGACUCCGCGACAGAUGAUGGGAAGCUGGACUCCUCUGCCACGGAAGCCAAGGCAACGGGGAAGGAUGCCCUCACUCGGGAGCUCAUCGAGCCCCUGGCGCAGGACAAGUACAUAAUGGUCACUUGGGCCAACUGGCAUUACCGCGACUUUGUGGGGAACUGGGUCUACCACCUGAAGAAGACGGGGUGCAGCGCAUUUGUGGUGGGGGCCAUGGACGACAAGCUCCUGGCCUGGCUGCAGGAGAACGGCAUCCCCACCUUCCUCAUGAGCUCGGGCCUGCCCACCUCCGAUUUUGGCUGGGGAAGCAAGUCCUUCUUCAAGAUGGGCCGCGAGAAGGUGGGCCUGGUGAAUGCCUUCCUGGCAAUGGGCUUUGACGUCAUCAUCUCCGACGUCGACACGGUCUGGCUUAGGGACCCUAUCCCCUACAUGAAGCGGUACCCUGACGCCGACGUGCUGGCCUCCAGCGACGUGGUCAGCAGUACCAGCAGGACCGAGGACCUGGAGGGCCCAGCCUCCAGCCGAGGGGUCGCCAACAUCGGCAUCAUGCUCUUCAGGCCCAAGGCCCUCGCCUUUGCCAAGGAGUGGACGGAGGCCAUGGAGAAGGACGAAAAGUAUUGGGACCAGAAUGCCUUCAACGACAUCCUGCUGAGCGAUGCCCAGGACGUGCCGGGGCGGACCGACAACCUGCUCAAGUACGCAGUGCUGGAGGCCCUGUGGGGGGGCGUUGGGGUCAAAUGGGCCUACAAGGGCUCACUCCUGGUGGGCAUUCUGCCCGUCUCCAUCUUUUGCUCGGGCCAGACCUACAAGGAGGGCCUGUUCAGGAAGCUGGGGCUGGAGCCCUACGUCAUACACGCCACCUUUCAGUUCUCGGGCACCGCCGGGAAGCGGCACCGCCUGAGGGAGUGGGGCGCCUGGAAGGACCCCCCUGAGUGGUGGACCCACCCCAUCGGCUUCCUCUCCUACGACAAUGACGUGCCGGAGGCCCUGCUGGAGGCCGCUCGCACGGCCAACCUGUCGUACGCCCUGCCCUCCACCCUGCCCCACUUCGCGCUGGUCAACCACCAGCUGCGCAGCAUGCGCAACGCGCUGGUCCUGGCCUCGGAGCUGGGUGGCGCCGCCACCGUGCUGCCCUCCAUCUGGGUGGGGCUGGACCGCUGGUGGGCGCCGCACGACGGCCGCCUGCCCAACUCCAGGAUAGACCUGCCCUUUGCCGCGCCCGCGGACCUGGUACUGGACCUGGAGAUGUGA
Auxenochlorella protothecoides is the source of this 1575-nucleotide messenger RNA. RefSeq lists its product as hypothetical. Gene Ontology annotation, cellular component: Golgi apparatus. Bases 1 to 1575 code for a protein of 524 amino acids. Gene Ontology annotation, molecular function: arabinosyltransferase activity. Lineage: Eukaryota; Viridiplantae; Chlorophyta; Trebouxiophyceae; Chlorellales; Chlorellaceae. The record is from RefSeq and is a predicted model, not a curated record. The transcript has 9 exons. Gene Ontology annotation, biological process: cell wall pectin biosynthetic process.